Messenger RNA from Euleptes europaea (tarantolino), 1584 nucleotides. It is a transcript of the gene KCNAB1, whose product is annotated as potassium voltage-gated channel subfamily A regulatory beta subunit 1. Gene Ontology annotation, cellular component: juxtaparanode region of axon; extrinsic component of cytoplasmic side of plasma membrane; membrane. The coding region runs from base 52 to 1257 and encodes 401 amino acids. NCBI's taxonomy places the organism in Eukaryota, Metazoa, Chordata, Lepidosauria, Squamata, Sphaerodactylidae. The transcript has 14 exons. Gene Ontology annotation, molecular function: transmembrane transporter binding; potassium channel regulator activity; voltage-gated potassium channel activity. Gene Ontology annotation, biological process: negative regulation of delayed rectifier potassium channel activity; transmembrane transport; potassium ion transport. The record is from RefSeq and is a predicted model, not a curated record.
CGGUCCUGUGGAAGUUCUCUGUUGUGUAAAGAAAGGCUCAGGGAGGGAGAAAUGCAAGUCUCCAUUGCAUGCACAGAGCAUAACCUCAAGAAUCGGAAUGGAGAAGAUAGACUUAUCAGCAAACAGAAUACCACAAACCCAAACACGGUCAAUGCAGCCCGGGCCAAAUUUCGGACGGUGGCGAUUAUCGCUCGCAGUUUGGGAACGUUCACCCCUCACCACCAUAUUUCCUUAAAAGAGUCCACCGCCAAGCAGACUGGCAUGAAAUACAGAAACCUUGGGAAAUCUGGACUAAGAGUUUCGUGUAUGGGGCUAGGGACAUGGGUCACAUUUGGAGGUCAGAUUUCAGAUGAGGUCGCCGAGCAGCUAAUGACCAUUGCAUACGAAAGCGGAGUGAAUCUAUUUGACACAGCUGAGGUGUAUGCUGCUGGCAAAGCAGAAGUCAUUCUGGGGAACAUCAUAAAAAAGAAGUGCUGGAGGAGGUCGAGUCUGGUCAUUACAACAAAACUCUACUGGGGAGGAAAAGCUGAAACAGAAAGAGGACUUUCAAGAAAGCACAUUAUUGAAGGAUUAAAAGCUUCCCUCCAGAGACUGCAGCUGGAAUAUGUGGAUGUAGUCUUUGCAAAUCGACCAGACAAUAAUACCCCGAUGGAAGAAAUUGUCCGUGCAAUGACGCACGUGAUAAACCAGGGCAUGGCGAUGUAUUGGGGAACCUCCCGAUGGAGCGCCAUGGAGAUCAUGGAAGCUUAUUCGGUAGCAAGACAGUUUAAUAUGAUCCCACCAGUGUGCGAACAAGCAGAAUACCACCUGUUCCAAAGAGAAAAAGUGGAGGUCCAGUUGCCGGAAUUAUAUCACAAGAUAGGAGUUGGAGCGAUGACAUGGUCUCCGCUUGCUUGUGGGAUCAUCUCAGGGAAAUAUGCCAAUGGGAUUCCUGAAACUUCAAGGGCUUCACUAAAGUGCUAUCAGUGGCUAAAGGAGAAGAUUGUGAGCGAAGAAGGAAGGAAACAACAAACAAAGCUGAAAGAUCUCUUCCCGAUUGCUGAACGACUGGGAUGCACACUACCUCAGCUCGCAGUGGCGUGGUGUCUACGCAAUGAGGGCGUGAGUUCAGUUCUUUUAGGAUCUUCCAACCCGGAGCAACUAAUAGAGAACCUUGGUGCCAUACAGGUACUUCCGAAGAUGACCUCCCACAUUGUGAAUGAAAUCGAUAACAUUUUGGGGAACAAACCUUACAGCAAGAAGGAUUACCGAUCCUAAUGCAUUGCAUGACUGAACUGGCCUGCAUGGCUAAAAUCGCGCUCUGUACGUAGUACGGUACUCAGGCAGUACUAAUUAUCCUGUUAUAAUUAGAAUUUAUUCAGCAGUCCCUCUAGUUCCCUGGAUUCUUCAGGGGGGAGUGUGCUGUGCCCAAAUGCAGAAGCACAGCUGAUCUCUGGUCACCUGAGGUAGACGUAGCUCUUUUCUUUUGACUCAAGUCCUCAGAGUUUUGACUCAACUCCAGCUCAAGCCAAAGGCCGCCACCCAGAGGGAAGGGCUAAUGCGCAAGCCCCAUUGAGAUGAAUGAGAUAUGCACAGCAGCGCUGC